Molecule: messenger RNA, 3024 nt
Organism: Agrilus planipennis (emerald ash borer)
Lineage: Eukaryota; Metazoa; Arthropoda; Insecta; Coleoptera; Buprestidae
Product: facilitated trehalose transporter Tret1-like
Exons: 2
Coding region: 113-1498 (461 amino acids)
Biological process (GO): transmembrane transport; carbohydrate transport
Cellular component (GO): membrane
Molecular function (GO): sugar transmembrane transporter activity
Source: RefSeq, a predicted model, not a curated record
AAUACGUCAAUAGUUCAUUAAAUUGAUAGAGAGAAACAAAUGGAUUUAAUUUGGUUUAUUUAAUUCAAUUUGAUUAGUUGCAUUUGGGAUCUCAUACAGAAAAUAAGUGACGAUGUUGCAAGGACUUAAGAACCGAGGAUACCUGCUAGGAGCAGUUAUGUCCUGUAAUUUAGCAGCAUUCACCGUUGGAUUGAUCUUAACAUGGACAUCUCCUGUGUUACCGAAAAUGAACAACAGUACAGGUACCUUGGAUGAAAAUCCUUUCGAUAGACCCAUUACCACCGAAGAGCAAUCCUGGAUAGCAUCUCUUUUAUCCUGUGGAGCCAUAACUGGACCAUUCGUUGCAGGAUUCCUCGUAGAUAGAAUUGGACGUAAAUGGACUCUAGUUUACGCAUCUGGAAUUCCCCUAACAACGUCAUUUCUAAUGUUAGCAUUCGCUAAAACCACAGUUCUCUAUUACGUGGCGAGGUUCAUCGGAGGUAUGGGUAUGGGUGUAGUUUUCACUGCAUUGCCCAUGUACGUAGGAGAAAUAUCUGAAACACCAAUAAGAGGAAUUUUGACGUCGUUUAUCAAUAUUUUUAUGGUUAGUGGAGAACUGGUAUCAUACGCGUUGGGACCCUUCAUACCAGUUAUGUGGUUCACCAUUAUUUGCGCUAUAUUUCCAGCUGCCUUCGUGAUUUUGUUCUCGUUCUUCCCGGACAGCCCUCACUAUUUUAUUUCAAAAAACAAUAUUCCUGCUGCUGAAUCGUCCCUUGCAAAACUUAGGGGUACAACCGUAGGGGGAAUUGAAAAAGAAUUUGCUAUAAUUAAGGAAAAUGUCGAAAACGACAUGAAAAGUAGAGGCACAAUAAUUGACGUGUUAAAAAGCCGUGGUUUGAGAAAGGGCUUGUUGAUAUGUUUGGGUCUAGUAACCUUCGUCCAAUUCUCCGGUUUCCCAAUCGUCUUAACAUACGCGUCUGAUGUUUUUAAUGCUUCUGGAGGUUCAAUUAAUUCCGACAUUUCUUCCCUUAUAGUUGGAGUAGUCCAAUUUGUUGUAGGUUUAACGGUUCCUCUUUUGGUGGAACGACUGGGAAGGAAGACGUUGCUUUUGAUGUCAGCAAUAGGAAUGGUGAUAUCAAUAGUACCACUUGGGGUUUACUUCUAUUUAAAAGAAAAUGGCCACGACGUGAGCAGUAUUGGAUGGUUUCCUAUUGUUACUAUGAUUGCUUUUAUUAUUACAUACAACUUCGGGUUUGGCCCGUUACCCUGGACACUAAUGGGCGAGCUCUUCCCAGCUGAUGUGAAAGCUGCUUCUUCUACCAUAACGGCAUGUUACAGCUCGUUUAUGGCUUUCAUUGUGGUCAGAGUUUUCAGUAUUGUACAAAAUGCUGUUGGACUAGGUGUUACCUAUUGGAUUUUUUCGGCUUCCUGUCUCUCAGGGGCAUUUUUCACCCUUUUCUUUAUCGUAGAAACGAAAGGAAAAACGUUUUCCGAGAUUCAAGAAAUAUUAAGCCGAUAAAAUUGUUAUAGUUACUUCCGAAACUCAUACAGUAGUGAUAAAGCACGCGUUGGGAUGAAACAAUCCAAGUAAAUACAAAUAUUUACUCGAUACUUUCUUUUCGAUACCAAGUACUUUCGAUACCUAUUACUUUCGAUACCUAUAAGUAAUGAAUCAGUAUUCAAUUGAUCCAAGACAGUUUUUCUUCUGGGACUGUUUAUUUGCCACAUUUAUGAUUGCAUUUUUAAUUUUGUUGACAAACUUGAAUUUUCCAUUGCAUGUAUUUUAAUUUCAACCGAAUGUAACUAGCAGUUACUGUUUUGAAAAACUGUGAGAAAGUGGACCUUUUUCGUUAAAAUCGCAAGUAGCAAAGUAAAUUUGUAAGGGGUCAUUCAUAAAUUAUCUAAUGUAAAUUGAGUGUAGGGCCCAAUCCGGCGUCACGGUCCUGUUACGGGAGGAGGUUGCGGUCUAGGUUUGCGACGAUUGGGAUAUGACCUAGUAAUCCAGACAUCAUAGAAAUGAAUUUCCAUACUUUAAUGUUGCUUAGAAAUUGUAUUUGUUUAUCUAAAAGUAAAUUAUUAUCAUGAAUUCAAGCCUAAAACCUUUACAGUUCACGCGUUGCGUAACGGAAUUGAGAAGAGAAGUGCUGCCAGUGUUGGCAGACGUACUAUAAUUAUUGUACAUGUACUAUAAUUUAAUUUUUUGUACAAUCUACAAUGUUAGGUGUACAAUAAUUCCUAAAAGUACAAUAAUUUUGAAAAUCCAGAUAUUUUAUAAGUAUCCAAAAAAAUUUAAAUCACCCGCCAAUUUUUAUGUGUUCUGGAUUUCAAAUCGUGAAAAGAAAAGUUUAUUAUAAUAAUACACUGCAAUAAUUUCUAUGGGUGGUUAAUUUUUCCAUGUGGUAAUAUUGUAGGUAGGUUUAAAACAAAAUUAGUCAACUAUUACGAUAAUUACAAAAAGUACAGUAGUUUGUCUUAAAGUACAAUAAUUCUACGACCCUGGUACAAUAUUCUGUUCCACCCAUCUGCCAACACUGAUGCUGCCAAGCCAAGGGUUAGUACUGCGUCAAUUUUGUUACAUGGGAGGAGGGAGUUUGAUUAUUUUUUUUUCCCCAACUACAUUGUAAUAGUACGUUAGUUUUAUGCUUUAAUGUCACCGACUGUAAAAAAAAUAUCGAGUAGGUAUCGAUACAUUCUACCAGGUGAAAGCAUCACUACUCACAUGGUAUCGGUUUGUCCCUAGUAAUAAGGUCGUAGAUUUUCUACCCUAUGACGUAAUUGUCAUAAUACUAUCAGUAUUACACUAGAAAAGGAACAAAUAAGUUUAUUUUGAUACAGUUUUAUUAAAUGUGUCGAUAGAUUGAAAAAACCCAGUUUAUUAAAAUAAACAAAUACUUUCAAUAAAAAAUUUUAUGUUUAAUUAUGUAUUUAUCUAUUAAUAGGAGAGUAUUACGUUACUAUAUGCGGCUGCAUUCGUCCUAAUUUAAUUUACCAAAUAAGAAAAAUGUACAUUUAUUUUGUAUUAAACAAAUAAAUAAAUAUUAUUCA